AGAACUUUAAAAAAGUGCAACGAAAAGUUUCUGACAACCAAGUGUCGCAUCUUAGUUACGAAGAAUUCAGUCCUGUUCCAAAUUCCGGUUGUGCAUAUGUAUUGUUGAAAAUUGGAAAAGGAAACGAAACUGAAACAGCAUGUCUGAAGUUGUUGCUCAGCAUGAAAUUAAUCAGAGCUAUUGUUUCAAAUGGAAUGAUUAUCAUAGACAUUUAUCCAAUGUAGUUAGACAACUAUUGGAAGAGGAUUGCAUGGUGGAUGUAAUACUGGCAGCUGCUGGAGAACGCAUUCAUGCCCAUCGUAUAGUCCUUUGUGCAUGUAGCACUUUGUUUCGAGAGGUAUUGAGCCAAGUAAAUGAGGAUCAUCCAACAAUAAUAUUAAGUGAUAUAUCAGCGCAAGAUAUAAAAUCUAUUGUUGAAUUUAUUUAUCAUGGAGAAGUGAGAGUGCCAGUGGAAAAUAUUAGUAGCUUAUUGGAUGCUGCAAGGUCUUUAAAAAUAUGCGGUCUCAUUGAGAUUAAUGGUCUAAAUGAGAUUCACUCAGUUGUAAAUACUAAAGAAUUUAGUGAUAACACUGAAGAACCAAUGACUAUUAUUAAUGAAACAGAAGAAAAUGUUAUGCAUGCAUUACAAUAUGGUUAUGAAGAUUUGGAAGAUCAACAAGAACAACAGUUUACUGAAAAUUCAACUUUAAGCAAAAAAAAGAAACGCAGACGUGAUACCAUGAAAAGAGAAUAUAGUGAAGAUAUGUUAACAUCGGCAAUCAAUGAUUUGAAGUCAGGACAAACAUUAAUAGAAGCUUCAACUAGGCAUAAUAUACCACGUUCAACAUUAUACAUGCGUGCCAAAGCAUUAGGUGUCCAAUUAACUGCAACUAGAAAUGAAUAUCCUAUAGAAUGUAUGAAGGCAGCCAUAAAUGCUGUAAUUGUAGGUGGAUCAAGUUUGCAACAUGCAUCGGAUAUGUUCAGCAUACCUAAGACUGUCUUAUGGAGAAGAAUUCAGAAGGAAGGGUAUCAAAUACUUCGUUCUGAAAUAAAAAGGACCUAUGGUACUGAUAGACGAGAAGCUGCGGUUAAAGCUUUGGAAAGGGGGGAGAAGUUAACUAAAGUUGCACUUGAAUUCAAAAUUCCAAAGACUACUUUGUUCAGAGAUAAAGCUCGCUUAGUAGACGCAGGGAAAUUACCGCUAUCAUUUUGGAAGAAACGUAAAACGGAAAAUGAAGAACUAAAAAGAUCUCGUUUGGAGGAAGCUGUUGCUGCGUGUAAAGGAGGAAAAAUGUCACAAGCAGCUGCAUCGAUGACUUACCAUAUUCCUAAAACAACAAUAUGGAGACGACUUCAACAGGAUGGUAAAAAAUCGGAACGUCUAUUAAAUUCGAGGAAGCAACGUAUAACGCCUUCUAAGCAGAGUGCAGUGACAAAGGCCCAAGAGCGAUCGGAUUUCACAUAUUGCGAGGUAGCUUCAGAAAUUCCCAUAACUUAUAUAGAUGAAAAUAGUAUAGCUGAGGAUUCUGUGAUAAUAUUAACAGCGGAUGAUAUGGACGGACUUAAUUUAGGGGAAGGACGACAGAUUAUUGUUAACUCUGAAUCAGUUCAAGAAUAUGUACCGUGUUCUAUAGGAAUCGAAGAAAAUUCAAAUUACUCGCAAACAGAAAGUUAGCACACCAAUUUCGGUCAUAUGUCUAAGAAUCAUUAAUAUUAUUUUGUACAUAGUAUACAGAACCGAUCAUUAACUCUAUACAUAACAAGUAAUGUUAGUAAUAAUAACUAUAUAGUUGUUUAUCUUGACAUUUUCUUUUGUAUACACUUCUGAUCGAGCUAUUACCAUUUUUACUAUUUACACUUUGAACCCAUAAAAUUUCACAUCUUUCACGUUUUUUACUAUUUUAAAUAAUAUACUUUGGGUGGACAGAGUUAAUGACCCUGUCUGUACAAAUAUUACAGUUUAUUAUUAUUUGAUUAUUUUAUUAUUCUGCAUUUUUUCCAUUGUAUAAAUAAGUCUCAUUCUUAUAAUUGUGUAUCGAAAACUGUGUAUAUUAUUUUUUAGUGUGAAUACAGAAUAUAUUUUAUACGUUAUAAAUUGUUAAAUUUUAUAGACAAAUAAAAUUUCUUGAACGAUUGCA
This is a messenger RNA of Nomia melanderi (Alkali bee), 2117 nucleotides long. RefSeq lists its product as uncharacterized. Gene Ontology annotation, molecular function: DNA binding; protein binding. Gene Ontology annotation, biological process: regulation of transcription by RNA polymerase II. Gene Ontology annotation, cellular component: nucleus. The record is from RefSeq and is a predicted model, not a curated record. Lineage: Eukaryota; Metazoa; Arthropoda; Insecta; Hymenoptera; Halictidae.